AUGAAAGGGGUCCUCGCGUUGUGCUUUCACGUGAUGCUGCUCAGCUUUCAAGCGAAGGCCUGGCAAGCGGUACGGAAUCCGUUCGAGUUCAUCAAGCCACCGGAGAAGAUACACCCAGUGACAGAUUGCAUGCACGUCACAUCGGAAGAGGGUGAAUUCUUCUUCAAGAAAACGGCACCGAUAGUCGCAGCCCCCAAGCAUGGACGACUUAUCGACAUCCUGAGCGUGGCCCCGGUCAUGGACGUGUGUGGGUUGUAUUUCGUGACUGACCCGGACAAGAUAGUGGAAGUCAGCAUCAAGCACGUCGACGUUAAUUGCGAUUUGGGCGGGCUGAUGUCCUUCGUCGACGGGUGGGAGCUGAAUGGAAUGUACUUUCCCACGGAGCACGAUCAUCCCAAGAGCAUGGAGCAACGGAUCGAGGAGUUCUGCAACGAUCCCAAGCUGUGGCCAUUCAAACCGGUUCGGAAAGCAUUUCGGUCCAGUCAAAAUGCGGCUCUGGUACAGUACCGGAUACCGAUCAGCGGUUCGUUUGUGGUUUCGGUUCGGUACAUCCAUAAUCCCGACCCUUGCAACAUUAUGGCAGAAGGAGUAGCUCCAUUUUAUACACUGAAAAAUCACGGCCAACAUCGGAACUGCUCGCUGACGGCAGUCUUUCCAGCGGUGAUGUCAGUCGUUGGAGUAGAUGUGGGCGAACGCAAGGAUGGCGUCAAUUAUGAUUGCGAUCGACCGGGCUCGGCGGAUAAACUGGACAUUGGCGGUUCGACUGGGCUGGACUCGACCAGCAUGGACCUAUCGAGCUCGGUAUGUGGCAAAAGCGGUGAGCUCGGUCCGGAGCAGGCAAUUUUUUGCGGCACAUCGACGGCUCGGCUCAUUUCCAGCGGAAGAUACGCAAACCAGGCGAUGAUUGCCGUUCGGUUAGCGGACGAAAGCGACAUCCCGCUGGCCACCGUUCUCUGUGACAUGAGGCGGAAGAAGAGGAAGUAA
Molecule: messenger RNA, 984 nt
Organism: Sabethes cyaneus
Lineage: Eukaryota; Metazoa; Arthropoda; Insecta; Diptera; Culicidae
Product: corticotropin-releasing factor-binding protein
Exons: 5
Coding region: 1-984 (327 amino acids)
Biological process (GO): negative regulation of corticotropin-releasing hormone receptor activity; negative regulation of corticotropin secretion; hormone-mediated signaling pathway
Molecular function (GO): corticotropin-releasing hormone binding
Source: RefSeq, a predicted model, not a curated record